Messenger RNA from Glycine soja, 932 nucleotides. Its product is annotated as thioredoxin H9-like. Lineage: Eukaryota; Viridiplantae; Streptophyta; Magnoliopsida; Fabales; Fabaceae. The record is from RefSeq and is a predicted model, not a curated record. Bases 252 to 671 code for a protein of 139 amino acids. The transcript is spliced from 5 exons.
UAUGUCAAAUAUAAUUAUAAAUAGCUCCUGUCUCAAGAACCUGCUUAUUAGUAUUUAUUAUCCUGUGUUUAAACCAACACCAAAAUCUUUGUUAUUCACGAAACCCCGAUAGCACUUUCCUUAUCUUUUCCGAAUCCGAGGAGUGGCAGUAGUGUGUGGUUUUUCACAAUCAUUACCUCGUUUCAGCUCAAUUUUGUUAAUUGGGCUUCCAUUCAUUAAAGUUUACAAGUUUGCGGCUUUCAAACGAUUAUAUGGGGAGUUGUGUGUCUAAGAAUCAUGCUAAGGAUAAUGAUUCUGAUCAUGAUGUGGAUUUUGCUGUUGGGAAUGUGAAACUUAUUACCACCAAAGAAGCGUGGGACCAAUCUUUGGAAGAAGCAAGGAGGGGUGGCAAAAUUGUGAUUGCAAAUUUCAGUGCAACAUGGUGUGGUCCUUGUAAGAUGAUUGCGCCAUAUUACAGCGAGUUAUCUGAGAAAUACACAUCUAUGAUGUUCUUGUUAGUUGAUGUGGAUGAUCUAACUGACUUCAGCACUUCAUGGGACAUCAAAGCCACACCAACUUUCUUCUUUCUUAAAGAUGGACAACAACUUGACAAACUUGUAGGAGCCAACAAGCCAGAACUGCUGAAGAAGAUUGUUGUCAUUAAUGAUUCGCUUCCCGAAUAUAAGCAGUGACUGUUUUCUCAUUCAUGUUUCUGUGCCCUUUGUCCUUUCACAAGUCACAACUAGUUUUCUACAUGCUUUUUUUUUUUUUUUUUGCCGUGAGUGUCGUUGCAUUUUCCCUCGGAUGUAAAUAUAAGACAUGGCACAUGAAUUUCUCCAAUCCAAAGUGACGUUGCUGUAUUUAGAAAAAGCCUGUUUUGCAAAUAUAAAAAAAUUGUUGUACUUUGUUGUUUAAGCAAAUUCAAUUUUGUGCCAUGACAUUUGGCUCAAUUA